CGAACUAUAUUUAAAGGCGGAGCAAUCCCAUCUACUUAUGUAGUGUGCGCUUAAGCGAGUAUGAACAAUCAGCGACUAAAGAGAUUACACCGAAUUUACCGUAAUAGGUCAAUUGACUGUUGAUUGAGACUUGAAUCACAGAAUGUAAAUUAUCACAAUGAAGCGUAAAUUGGAGGGAGAAGAUUCUUCCUCUCCACAAACUUCUGACACAGAAAACAGUUGUAGUUCUAUAGUAACCAACAGCAGCUCAGAUGUACCACUGGACAGAAUCCAAGAUUUUCCCUCGAAGAGGAAGAAAGCAAAGAAGUCUGUCAAGUUCCAGGGAGUCACUGUGUUUUACUUCCCUAGAAUUCAGGGCUUCACCUGCAUCCCCAGUGAAGGGGGAUCAACUCUUGGGAUGUCAGACAAACAUCUUUAUAAAAAGGACUUUUCUUUACAAGAACACUACUCUGAACAAAAGAGAAUUCACAAGUUAUACUUGGAGGACCAGAAGCGUCAGGGAAAGAUAGUUCCCGACUUUCUGAUGGAAGACGGGAGUAGUGAGGAAGAAGACUCCGACUAUGAAGAAUCUGAUGACUAUUAUUUUCUCCAACCGCUGUCUAUAAAGCAGCGCCGCGUUACGCUGAGGCAGUCAGGCGUUAAAAAAAUUGACAGUACAGAGAAAGAUUUCUGUAAGAAAGUGAGAAUUUCUCGUGAAUUUUGUGGUUGUGAUUGCAAUAUUUUUUGUGAUCCAGAGAGUUGUGCAUGCAGUCUGGCUGGCAUUAACUGUCAGGUAGACAGACAGUCAUUUCCAUGUGGAUGUUCGAAGGAAGGCUGUGGAAAUCCCGUAGGUCGUAUAGAAUUUAAUCCACUAAGAGUAAAGACACAUUUCAUUCAUACUAAAAUGAGACUGGAACUUGAAAGGCAGGACACUGAUAUUCCAGUCACAGGAAAAGUGGAGAGUUCGAAAGAGGAUGAAGAAAAUCUUUCAGAGUCCGACAUAUCUAGUGAAAACAACUCUCAAAAGGUAAUUGACUUGAGCGAGUUUAAUAGCAAUGAGCUCGGAAGUUGCCGUGAUUGUCAGAAUUGGGAAGUGUGCAAUGUCAUGAUGCAGGAAGUGGAAAAUGCAGAAGCAGAGCAACAGAGAGCUGUAAUGAAUAUCUACAGCAAUGCUUCGCAGCAGAUGACGGAAAUCUCCAACACUCUACCAACGAGUGUCUUAAUGUUUAAUGACAAUGAAAAUGAUCUUUAUCGUUCUGAGAAUGGUCCACCAUAUUAUCCAUAUAAACGAGAUGGAAGCUACUCAGGAACUGAAGCCUGUUCCAAUGAAAAUACACCAAGCUAUGAUGAGAGAACAGAGUUUCCCAAAACUUAUCAGACUCUAUCAUCAUAUGGGAAUUCUGUUGGCUGCGGUAGUACUGGAUAUUGUGACAAUGAUGACAAGACCAAAUCGUCGUAUCAGCAGAAUGGCCAUUAUUACCCAAAGUUCAUCAAUGCUGUGAAUCCCACCAGCCUCGAAUACAAAGUUGAUUCAUCUUACUCUGACAUACAACAUUUUGAUUGGGAGCAACAUAAAUUGAUGCAAAUUCAGGUGCAACAGAAUUCUUUAAACCAAAAUGCUUGCAGUUACACAACCAUGACAAACACCACUAGUGACAAAAUUGCCGAGGCUUGUCCUGGCAUCUCCUCGCAUAUCAGUAGCAACAACAAUCUGGAUCAUUGUGCAACACCUGUUGAUGAAUAUUCAGAGAGUUACAAUUGUGAGACCAAUAUUGUCACUGGCAAGACGUAUUUGAACCUUGACGGCAACAUGACCCCCCAGGAACCGAAAAUGGAUACCAUUGCAACUAGAACGCAGUCUCAUUCGGGACUAAUGGAAAUCAAUUGUCAGACAGGAGGAAGCUCCAAUUUUGGUGAAAUUAUCAAGGAGUCCCUGGUGGAAACAGUGUCAGCAUAAAGAUUAUAUUUUCAUCAAGAAAUUUCUCCCCCAAAUAUUCUAUGUGCUAAUAAAAUUUUAGUGUUUAAUUUAAAAACCUACAUUUGCCAGUUUAGUGCUUCUUGUGUAUCAUGUAUUAGUAGUAGUAUUAUGAAACGUUGUUGGAAGUUUUUUUUGCAAUGUGCAAAAUUUGAUUGAUCUCUAGAAGUUGCUUUUAUCAUUUUCUUUUAUCUACUUACAUGAACACAGGCAAGCCAUUUCAUGCAUACUCUUGUCAUAAACAUUUACGUCAUAUUUUGUAUUCAUAUAUAUGUGUAUAUAUAAACAUGAUAAAUAUAUAUAUUGGUGUUUGUACAGUGUUUUAAUGUAUGACAAAAAAGAGUGGCAAGUUUCUAAGUCAUGAUCUGAUAUGCAUUUACUUUUUAUUUUUAAAUAGAUUUUACAUAUACUGUACUUUGUAGGUUGAAAAUACAAUCUGCAGUAAAAUGGUUGUAUUUUAGUGUGUUUUGAUGAGAUGAAGAUACAUAUAUUGAACAAAUAUUUCUGUAUCCUUUAUUUAAGUUUUUAAGAGUUAAUUUUAUGCAUUUUUAGUAGUGUUACAUGUAACAAAUAGUGCACUUUAGUGGAUUUUUAUUUUAUUGAUAUACAAAGACUGUAUGAAUUUUUAAUGAACAAUCUCCUUUUGCUUUAAUAAUUAUGCUUUACUGUGUCUGAGUUAAAAGAAAAGAUCGUGAUAUAUUACAAAUUAAUGUGGUAAUAUUUUUAGCUCACCUGAGUUGAAAACUCAAGUAAGCUUUUCUUUUCACCCAUUGUCCAUCGUCCGUCAUUAUGUAAACUUCUCACAUUUUCAACUUUUUCUCAAGAACCACUGUGCCAAUUUUAACCAAAGUUGGUACAAAGCAUCCCUAGAUGAAGGGGAGUUUAAAUUGUGAAAAUGAAGGGCCAAGCCCCCUCUCAAGGGAAGAUUAUCAAGAAAAAAACAAAAAUUUGGUGGGGUCAUUCAAAAAUCUUCUUCUCAGGAACCACAGGGCCAGAAAAGCUGAAACUUAUGUGGAAGUUUCUUGAGUUAUUGUAGUUUAUAAAUUGUUCAAAUCAUGCCCCCAGGGAUUGGGUGGGGCCACAAUAGGAAAACAGUUUUACAUUGAAAUAUAUAGGAAAAAUCUUUAAAAAUUUUCUACCCAAUAACCACUGGACCAGAAAAGCUGAAUUUUUUAUGGAAGCUUCCUGAGGUAGUGUAGAUUCUAAAUUGUUCAAAUUAUGACCCCUGGAGGUAGGGUGGGGCCACAAUAAAUAUUACAAGAGGGAAAAUCUGGUGAAGAACAGCAGGGCCAAAGUUACUCAGGUGAGCGUUGUGGCCCAUGGGCCUCUUGUUUUUCUCUUGCCUUGUAUUUUUAUUUUUUUUUCUUUGAAGCAUUUAGUGAAGUCUCACACUUUCAUUAAAGGUACUAUCUUGACACACAGUUUUGAAAAUGUCAGGUGCAUGAAAGUUCUGUGAAAAAAGUUCUCCAUUAUAUACCUGGUAUAUAGUUGCUAUCAAGCAAUGUGUUUAAUUAAUCAGUGGAAUCUUUCAGCCUGGAACUUUUCUGCUACAGAUACAAACAGUGUAUUUCACAAUUUAAAAUUACAACCAAAUGAAAAAUUACAACUAAAUGCAGACUGUUUUCCCAAUUAAACUUUGGUCAGUUUUCUUUAAAAAAUCCCGAAAUUUUCUCCAUUAAAGGUUAAUUCAAAUACUGGUAGUCGUUUUUUCCUAAUUGAAAAAAACAAAAGUAGCUUUGAAAAUCUUGUGUUAAAAGUCCUUGAUGUAUGUAUGCCUAAAUUAGUAAUGAACAAUGAAAUGAUUAUGGAAGAGAUGUGCAAUUGAGAUGAUUUGAACAAUUAAACUGUUAUAUAUUUCAUGCAUUUAUUUUCGGAGGUCAUAUACAGAUCCUACGCAGUCGGUUCAUGUAUUUUUCUGAAUUGAAAUGUUCCGAUAUGAUAAUGUCCAAUCAUAUACUUUUAGAAAUUCAUUUUUCUCAUCACAAAUUUUCUUAUUUCAUUUUUUAAUAGGUUUAUCCAGGAGUGCCAUAUCACAUUGUUAUUUAACUCACUGUUUGCUGGGGCUUUAAAAAAAGUUUUGAAAGUAUUAUCUACUGCAAAAAAUAUUAGAAAGUAAAAACUACAGUUUCAGUAAUAUUUUUCGUACAUUAAUCUGGUGCCAAAGAUGCGGCAGCAGCAGUGAUGUUGCUGUGUUGCUUCUACUUCAUGUCACUGAAGCCACAAGAACAAAGUUGACUAUUUUAAUAAGAUUGAGAUUUUUCCCCAUUUUGAUUUUUUUCUCUUAGUUGGAGAACAAUUUGUAUCCUACACAAUUCAUUUUUUUUCUAUAAGAGUAUUGUUUUAAGUAUGUACUUUUGGUAUUUUCUUAUUUAACUGAGGAAAAGUUAUAAUAAUGUUUCGAUGCAGAGGUUGGCCGAAUAAAUUAAAUAACGUUUUGAUGCAAAGAUCUGAGUCAUAAAAAAUUGUAAUUUUUUAUAAAUUAUUUUCUGACUUUGCUGUGUGCUUGGAUCUGCUGUAUGUUUCUGCUGGAAGUAGUUUGAAUAUUCUAUAGCCAUUAAUCAUAAGUAAUGUCCCUUGAGUAAAACAUUUUCAUUUUUCAAAUUGUCAUUAGAGGUUGAAGUACAUACAACUUAUCAGAAAAUAUGUAUUUUGUUUAUAUAAGUAGUGGUUAUUCUUAUCAAAUUUGUGAAACUGCUUCAUACCGUAUUUGUAUAUUUUUUUUUUUAACAAAAAUUGGGCAAUGCAAUAUUGUUUAUGUAUUUCUCUAUAAAUACAGAACUUUCAUUUGUUACUUUCUCAAUCUAAGCAUUAGAGAAAUGUUGACUUCUUGGUGCUCAGUUGAAUUUAGUGUCUCUCUAACUAAAUGGUCAUUGUGGCAGAUGCCAUUAUGAUAAAUACCAAAUAUCUUCAUUUCUUGAUAGUUUUUUAAGCAUGUUUAGUAGAUUAAUAUUUCAUAUGUAUUGUAAUGUGAUGCCUCUUUAUACAAAUUAUUUGCAUUGUAAUGUGUAAGUGUUAUAUGUACAAAAAGUGCAUGUGCAAUAAAGGUCUAAAAAAGCA
Molecule: messenger RNA, 5011 nt
Organism: Saccostrea echinata
Lineage: Eukaryota; Metazoa; Mollusca; Bivalvia; Ostreida; Ostreidae
Product: cysteine/serine-rich nuclear protein 2-like
Exons: 4
Coding region: 158-1936 (592 amino acids)
Biological process (GO): regulation of transcription by RNA polymerase II
Cellular component (GO): nucleus
Molecular function (GO): DNA-binding transcription factor activity, RNA polymerase II-specific; sequence-specific DNA binding
Source: RefSeq, a predicted model, not a curated record